This is a messenger RNA of Fusarium keratoplasticum, 1494 nucleotides long. Its product is annotated as MFS domain-containing protein. Bases 1 to 1494 code for a protein of 497 amino acids. Gene Ontology annotation, molecular function: transmembrane transporter activity. The transcript has 3 exons. Gene Ontology annotation, biological process: transmembrane transport. The record is from RefSeq and is a predicted model, not a curated record. NCBI's taxonomy places the organism in Eukaryota, Fungi, Ascomycota, Sordariomycetes, Hypocreales, Nectriaceae.
AUGCUACCAGAGAAAUUCGCCAACACAGUAGUCGCACCCAACAGAAAUGUGACAGACACAUCUCCAACGCCAUCGGGCAGAAUGUCAGUCGAAGAUGCUGUCGUCACCUUUGACAGCCCGCAAGACCCCUAUGAUCCACGGAACUGGCCACUGAAGCGAAAGUUAUACACUACUCUGCUCUAUGGCCUUAGCACGAUGGGCUCGACAUUUUCCACGGCUUCAUUCUCAACAGGAAUCCACGAGAUGAUGAAGGAGUUCAAAAUUUCGGAAGAGGUGGCAAGUCUAGGGACGAGCUUGAUCUUGAUGGGUUUCGCAUUCGGACCCCUGAUCUGGGCCCCCGUCAGUGAGCUUUACGGACGGAAGCUUCCUAUGGCUGUGCCAUAUUUUGUAGCUGUCUGCUUUACCUUUGGCACUGCGGCUGCCAAGGAUACGCAGACACUGCUCAUCACACGGUUCUUUGCGGGCUUCUUUGGGAGUGCACCUUUGUGCAUCACUGGUGGCGUGCUUGCGGAUAUGUUCUCACCACAACAACGGGGGCUCGCCUUAACUGGUUAUGCCCUGGCUGUUAUCGGUGGGCCCGUGUUGGGCCCCAUUGUUGGUGGAGGUGUGAUGUAUGCUGGGUUGGGUUGGCGUUGGACGCAGCUCAUCACCAGCAUCAUCAUGGCCGUCAUGGUUGUCCUUGACUUCUCCUUCAUCAACGAAUCUUACUCCCCUAUUCUCCUUGUUCAUAAGGCCCGCCGACUUCGUCUGGAGACCAGAAACUGGUCAUACCACGCUCAGCAUGAGGAGCGGGAUGCUACAUUCAGAGAAAUGGUCACCAAAUUCGUGACAAGGCCGAUUCAGCUCUUGAUGACGCCUAUCUGCUUUUUCUCUGCUUUACAUGCAAGUUUUGUUUACGGCAUCGUCUAUCUGAAUCUUGGAUCCUUCCCAAGAAUCUUCCAGGGAGCCAGAGGGUGGAAUGCUCUGAUCGGCAGCCUCGCUUUUCUAUGCCUUUUCAUCGGCGCUUGCCUGGGCUCCCUUGUGAAUACCGUCUGUUCAAGAUGGUAUGUGGCUCGCCUCAAGGCCAACAACGGCUGCGGAACUCCCGAACAUCGUCUUCCUCCAAUGAUGAUAGGCUCAGUUUUCCUCAUGGCUGGUCUCUUCAUGAUUGGCAACACUGCCGAUCCCGACUCCUUCCCCUGGAUCGUGCCUAUGAUAGCCGCAACAAUGAUGGGUUUGGGUUUCUUUACCAUCUUUCAAUCAGUCAUAAGCUAUCAGAUAGACACGUUUCCGCAGUAUGCAGCGAGCGCUGUCGCUGCCAACACGUUUAUGCGUAGCAUGCUUGCCAGCAUCUUUCCGCCUAUAGUGCCAAAGAUGUACUCAGCGCUGGGUAUCAAGAAUGCCUCUAACCUGACUGGCUAUGUGGCAUUGGCAUUGCUUCCUAUCCCAUGGAUAUUCUUCUACUUUGGAGCAAGGAUUCGAGCAAAGGGUAGAUGGACCGCGAGGAGGACCUGA